AUGGCGCUGGGGGAGGGUCGCGACCCUUUGGAGCACACCAGUCUCUAUCAAAGAGCCGAGAGUGAGGACAGUGACACGGAGGGUGGACUGGGUAACGUGAACAAGAUGAUAAUGCGACCGCCUGGUCACAGCGGAAAGGCGAAGAAAGGACACAUCUGCUUCGACGCCUCUUUCGAGACUGGCAACCUGGGCAGAGUGGAGCUCAUCUCGGAGUUCGAGUACGAUCUUUUCAUACGACCCGACACCUGCAACCCUCGACUGCGUCUGUGGUUCAACUUCACCGUGGACAACGUGAAAGCAGACCAGAGAGUGGUCUUCAACAUCGUCAACGUGUCCAAGAGCGCCAGUCUGUUUAGGAAUGGAAUGACACCGCUGGUGAAGAGCAGCACCAAGCCCAAGUGGCAGAGGAUCCCCAAGGACCAAGUGUUCUACUAUAGAUCGGCUCAGCACCAAAACCACUACGUUCUGAGCUUCGCGUUCGCCUUCGAUCGCGAGGAGGACGUCUACCAGUUCGCCCUGAGCUACCCAUACUCCUACAGCCGCUACCUGGCCCACCUGGACAACCUUUGCACCAGGUUGACCUGCACCAGACGAGAGACCCUGACCACUUCCAUUCAAAAGAGGAAGAUCGAGCUGGUCACCAUAACGUCCAACUUGGACGACGCUCAAGAGUACCCUAGAAGAGUGGUGGUCGUCCUCGCCAGGGUUCACCCGGGUGAAUCGCCCUCUUCCUUCGUCUGCCAGGGUCUCAUGGACUUCCUGGUCAGCUGCCACCCCAUCGCCCAAGUCCUCAGGAACUACGUCGUCUUUAAAAUAAUACCCAUGCUCAACCCUGACGGUGUCUUUCUCGGCAAUUACAGAUCCACGUCGAUAGGGGCGGACCUGAAUCGUUCGUGGAACAAAGUCUCGGACUGGCUUCAUCCAGCCUUGGUAGCUGUUAAACCGAUGCUGAAGAACCUGGACAAGAACACCAGGACCCCUCUGGAUUGCGUCCUCGAUCUACACGCGCACAGCAACGCAACGGGGGUGUUUGUUUAUGGGAACACUUAUGACGAUGUGUACAGGUACGAGAGACACAUCGUUCUGCCGAAGUUGCUGGCGCAACACGCCGAGGACUACGAGAUUGGGAACACGAUGUACAAUCAGGACCCACACAAGUCCGGGACCGCGCGACGUUAUCUGUGCUCGAUUCUGAAGGAGCACGUCAACUGCUACAGCAUCGAGGUAUCGAUGCACGGAUACAAUAGAAAGACGACGCCUGGCAUAUUCCCCUACACGGAGGAAGGAUAUUACAGGCUGGGACGCAAUCUGGCGAGAGUUUUUCUCGAAUACUACAAGCUGAUGGGCCUGAUACCAGCUGGACUGCCUGAUCAGCCAUCGACUAAGAAGAAUCGUCAGUCGCGACCCAGGCACCGUACUCUGAAGCAACCCAAAGCAAGGAUCUCCAGGACACCGGCUCCCAUGCAUCUGGCCAACAUUCACGAGUACUUCCAAGAGGAGGCAGAGCCGCCGGCGAGCGGCGGUUACCGAUCGAUGAGCGGCACGCGGAUGAGCCAGCUAGGGACCGGAAGUGGAAGUGGAACGGGCGUAGGCGGGUGCAGGAACCGGAGCUACAGGUUCCGGAGCCCCGGGGCACCGCUCGACAGGGUACAGCCGCCGUCGAGACAUCCCGCCGAGCCUAGGCUCACCAUUAUCGAUUUCAAUCAGCUGACAAGGGGCGGUUUGGAGCUGGCUACCGGCAAGAACAGGGCAAAGGUCACCCACAAACGCGCCAAGUCCAAGAGGUAG
Molecule: messenger RNA, 1788 nt
Organism: Colletes gigas
Lineage: Eukaryota; Metazoa; Arthropoda; Insecta; Hymenoptera; Colletidae
Product: cytosolic carboxypeptidase 6
Exons: 7
Coding region: 1-1788 (595 amino acids)
Biological process (GO): proteolysis
Molecular function (GO): zinc ion binding; metallocarboxypeptidase activity
Source: RefSeq, a predicted model, not a curated record